ACAUUUGUCAAUGUCAAAUGUCAAUGUAAAUUUGUCACUAGAGUCGGUUUCUAUUUUCACAACUGUUUCAGUUUAAUUAAUUGUUUUGAUUAAAACUACGCUUUAUUGGUGUUAAAGUUUGCAUACAAUAAAGAAAUGGCUAAGAAUACUUCCAGUUCCGCAUUUCGAAAAAUUGACAUUGAUCAAUACAACGAGGAUAACUUUAAAGAAGACGAAUCCGAACAAUCCAUACCAACUGGUCCUGAUGAGGGAGAAGUCUGUGCAUUACUCAAUCAAGGUCGCUUUGUUGAAGCCCUUAAACAUGUUUUGAACAAUGCUCCCCUGGGAUCGUCGAAUCAGCAAAUUAAAGAUAACGCACUUACUCUGACAUUGAAAGUCCUACUCGCAAUAAAGUCUGCGCAGAUCGAAGAGGCCGUUGGUACUUUAUCACAAGAUGAUAUAGACAUUUUGAUGAAAUACAUUUAUAGAGGAUUUGAAUAUCCAUCAGAAGGAUCAAGCGGGCACCUUUUGCUAUGGCACGAGAAGGCUUUUAACAUUGGCGGUUCCGGUUCUAUUGUCAGGGUCUUAUCCGACAGAAUGACAGUUUAAAUAUCUUACCAAAUAUUAUACGCAUUAUAACUUAUUUAAUAAACUUUUCAUUACA
Molecule: messenger RNA, 643 nt
Organism: Vanessa atalanta (red admiral)
Lineage: Eukaryota; Metazoa; Arthropoda; Insecta; Lepidoptera; Nymphalidae
Gene: Arpc5
Product: actin-related protein 2/3 complex subunit 5-B
Exons: 3
Coding region: 136-588 (150 amino acids)
Biological process (GO): regulation of actin filament polymerization; cell migration; Arp2/3 complex-mediated actin nucleation
Cellular component (GO): Arp2/3 protein complex; actin cytoskeleton; cytoplasm
Molecular function (GO): actin filament binding
Source: RefSeq, a predicted model, not a curated record